AGAUUCGUCAGUCUGUCACUUCCGACCGAAACUACCAUAAGUUAAACUCAACCCUUCAAUCCAAACUCUCUGCGCUCAACUCCAGUCUGUCCUUGCUCCGUCACCAGUUCACUGAGAUGGAAACGAAGUACAGAUCUGUCAACGAAACCAAGGCUCAAAUCUGUGAAUUGUUGACCAGCAGAAGAGAGCAAACGUUUUCCCAGGAAUGGAUCAGAAAUGAAGAAGGGUGUUAUUUUAUAUCCACGUUUAAAUAUUACUACAAAGAGGCGAAAGAGUAUUGUUUGAACACCGAUUCUAAACUUCUUGAAAUAAAUUCAGCAGAAGAAGAGGAAAGUGGCUUCGAAAGUCGUGUACAGGAUGUACGAUGAAGAUCCCGAAUGCGA
Molecule: messenger RNA, 383 nt
Organism: Hypanus sabinus (Atlantic stingray)
Lineage: Eukaryota; Metazoa; Chordata; Chondrichthyes; Myliobatiformes; Dasyatidae
Product: oxidized low-density lipoprotein receptor 1-like
Exons: 3
Coding region: 117-368 (83 amino acids)
Source: RefSeq, a predicted model, not a curated record